Molecule: messenger RNA, 810 nt
Organism: Dentiscutata erythropus
Lineage: Eukaryota; Fungi; Glomeromycota; Glomeromycetes; Diversisporales; Gigasporaceae
Source: the annotation of a GenBank genome assembly
AUGGCUAAGCUCUCAAUUGCUGAUAAAUUGGAUGAAUUAGACAUAUCUGGUGGUAAUAGCUUUCCAAAUCAAGAUUUAUCUUUCCUCAAUAGAUUCAGUCUCAUAAAGGGACUUGGUGAAUUAUGUCGAGAAAUUGUAACCGAGAAUGAACAAAACCAAGGAGCAAGCUAUAACUUCUAUAAAAAUUUAAGACUUGUAGAAUCGUGUCAAGAAAUUGUAGGACUUGCAGAAUUGUGUCAAGGUUCUACACCGACCUUACAACUGACAUUUACUGCUAAUCAGCUAAAUGGUUCUCUCACCACCUCUACUGAUACAGCAUUAUUCGAUAGCAUGUUUAAUUCAAGUUAUUUGGAAUUUGAAGAAAACCAAUCUGCGCCAAUCAUGCCUUUAUGUAUUAUUCCUUACAAUAUUAAUUCUGCUAACAGAAGCGUUUGUAAAAAGUCUAAAACAAAGAUCAAGAAAUCCACAAAGCCCCCCAAUGCCUUCAUUUUUUUUAGGAAAGAAAAACUACAAGAAAUUAAUGAGAUAAUUCCUAACAUCACCCAAGGCGAUGCUUCCAAAAUAAUCAGCUUAAUGUGGCAUAACAAACCGUUAGAAGAGCGCUUAAAUUUUGAAAAAAAACUACAAGAAGUUAAGGAGAUAAUUUCUAACAUCACUCUAAGUGAUGCUUUCAAAAUAAUCAGCUUAAUGUGGCAUAAUGAACCAUCAGAAGAGCACUUAAAAUUUGAAAAAAAAGCUAAAGAGGCUAAAAAUAAACAUAUAAUGAAAUAUCCAGAAUAUUAUAACCAACAAAAACCUAAAGUGAAGUAG